This is a messenger RNA of Adelges cooleyi (spruce gall adelgid), 1397 nucleotides long. RefSeq names its product soluble calcium-activated nucleotidase 1-like. The transcript is spliced from 4 exons. The record is from RefSeq and is a predicted model, not a curated record. Gene Ontology annotation, molecular function: UDP phosphatase activity; GDP phosphatase activity; calcium ion binding. NCBI's taxonomy places the organism in Eukaryota, Metazoa, Arthropoda, Insecta, Hemiptera, Adelgidae. Bases 205 to 1242 code for a protein of 345 amino acids. Gene Ontology annotation, biological process: proteoglycan biosynthetic process.
CAGACGAUUGUAUUCGACCAUACUUAAUAUAAAUAUUGAAUAUGAUAUCAGACAUUUGUGCGUGUGUUUACAAUUCUAUCUAAUAAAACAUACGAGCUCGUAAGCUUCUCGUUUCGUAUUAUAAUUUACGGUGUUCGCAAUUGGCAUAAGUAUUGAAAAUACUUUAAUAAGAUUGUCUCGUGGAUAAGUUUACUGAUUUUAGAAAUGAUUUUCUUCAAUCACUCCGUCAUUGGUGCACCGGCCAAUAACGUAAUCCAGACUUGCAGUGAUAAAACAAAGGAUUUCAACGACACGUAUCCACAUUCUCGUCCAGUGAUAAUCAAUCGUUGCACUGUCAAGUACCGUUUAGCUAUUAUCUCCGACUUGGAUAGCAAAUCGAAGAGCUGCAUGCAGGAUUGCACGUGGAUCAGCUAUAUGAAAAAAGGCUAUCUGAUAUACAAAAUAGACGAUGGAACUACCGAAUUCGAGUGGGACGAGGGAGAGGAUAUUGCAUUAAAAUCUAAUUUAGCGGUCAACGGUCGAGGAAUGGAGCUGUCUGAACUGGUGACGUACGACGGUAGACUUUUGACCUUUGACGACAAGACUGGAAUUAUUUAUGAAAUGCACGACGACCAUUCCUUGUCAAAGUGGGUGGUUGUGACCGGCGGAGACGGUAAAAGCUCAAAAGCAUUUAAAUUAGAAUGGGCAACGGUAAAAGACAAGAAGCUCUACGUGGGGACACACGGCAGGGAAUUGAAGCAGCCGAACAGUGAUAAAUUAGAUUACUCGGGUAUGUGGAUAAAGGUCAUCGAUAGUGAAAGAAAUGUGGAACACGUCGACUGGAUAGAAAAUUAUAAGAAGUUGCAAGCCAAAUUAGGGAUUUCCUAUCCGGGAUAUUUGAUCCAUGAAUCUUGCGUAUGGAGUUCAGUGAACCAGAAAUACUUUUUUCUACCCAGGAAAGCGUCUCAUGGCCAGUAUGACUGCAAAGUGGACGAAACAAAUAGCACUAACAUCUUGUUGAGCGCCUCGCCAGACUUCGAAGACAUCAAGGUGGUAAGAAUCGGUGAAAUCAUACCCACUCGCGGAUACUCGAGUUUUAAGUUCGUGCCGGGUACAGAUGAAUCUCUAAUUGUUGCCAUAAAAUCCGAAGAAGUGGGGGAAACCACAGGAACAUUUAUAUCAGUGUUUACGAUCGACGGCAAAAUCAUUUACGAGGAAACUCAAGUGUCUAAUCGUAAAUUUGAAGGAAUUGAGUUUGUGUAAACCCCAAAGUUUUUAUUUCCUUUAUAAUUCUUAUACAAGCAUCAAUAGUUGUUUUAAUAUAUAAUGUUUUAAAAUUGUAGUGAAAAAUAAAACUGUCAUCAAUUACUAAUUGUGCAUAUUUCAAAAAAUUAAUUUGUUCAACAAAUAUAUAGAAG